This is a messenger RNA of Paramecium octaurelia, 1407 nucleotides long. The record is from the annotation of a GenBank genome assembly. Lineage: Eukaryota; Ciliophora; Oligohymenophorea; Peniculida; Parameciidae.
AUGUAAGAAGAAUUGAGAUUAAAUUACUAGGAUCAAUUUUCUGAUUGUUCUGAUGAGGAUGAGGAUGUGGAAGACUGUAGGAAUUAUGCAAUUGGUUGUUUUCAUCCUGUGUUUGUUGGAGAAGUGUUUCAUGGGAGAUAUGUUGCAAUUCAGAAGCUCGAAUUUGGUCACCUUUCGAAUAUAUGGUUGGCCAAAGAUUUUAAGACGAAUAACUUUGUUGCUCUUAAAUUUCAAAGGAGUGCUCCUAGAUUUCAAGAGGCUGUAUUAUUAAGAAAAUAAAUAGGCAUUAAAUGAAAUUGAGAUACUUCAGACUAUUCACAAAAAAUCAAAAUUUAUCAAUAUAGUUUAAUUAUUGCAUGUCUUUUUACACAAAGGUCCGUUUGGACAACAUUAUGUUUUGGUGUUUGAAAUGUUGGGUGUGAAUCUAUUAAGAAUAUCUCAUUCUACAGAAGAUAGGGGAUUGAAUUUUGAUCAAUGCAAAUCCAUUAUCAAACAGAUUCUCUUAGCUUUGGACUUUUUGCAUCGAGAAUGUGGCAUCAUCCAUGCUGAUUUGAAACCAGAAAACAUUCGAGUUUGUUUAACCAAUGAGCAAGUCAAAGAGUUGGUUGAUAAGGGACAGAUCACUUAACGACAACAAUUCUAAGACAAUAUUAAACAUUAUCAAAAGCAAUCCUCAUCAGACAAGAAGAAGGAAAAAAGAAAGAGGUAGAAAGAGAAGAAAAAACUAUAAUGCAUAAAGUAGAAAUUGUAAUGGAUGGUGGGCUUGGACAAAAGGUAGAAUACUUUAGAUAAAUGUAGAAUAUUUUAAGUAAAGAUUGUGGACUUUAGUAAAGCUUGUUGGAUUAAUCAUCACAGAAAUGAGAAGAUCCAAACUUUGUAAUACAGAGCUCCUGAAGUAAUCAUGGGACAAUUCUAUACGACUUCUGCUGAUAUUUGGAGUUUGGCUUGUAUUGCAUUUGAAUUGAUCACUGGAGACAGUUUAUUUGAAAUUGAAAAUGAUGAUGAAUUAACUCAUUUAGCUUAUAUCUAAUAAGUUUUAGGUUCCUACCCUAUUGAAUUUACUUGUGUUGGAAAACAUUGCAAAAAGUACUUUUCACAUAAUGGAGUGUUGAGACACUUCAAGGUGAGUGAAUACUAUACUUUGGAAUAAAUCUUAGUUUAGAAGUAAGAAUAUUGAAAAUAAAGAGAUACUAGAUAAAUAAAGUAGAAGCAAAUCAAUUUGCAGAUUUUUUAUUACCUAUGUUGAAUGUAAUACCUUAUAAAAGAGCUACAGCUUCAUAAAUGCUGAAACAUCCUUGGAUAAGUAAAUAAUAGUUUAAAUUUUAAUAUUUUGUCGAAUAGUCAUUUGUAGAUGAUGAACAUGAAAUUGAUGAAGAAGACUUAUUUAGUAAUCACCAUCUUUAAUGA